This is a messenger RNA of Engraulis encrasicolus (European anchovy), 2572 nucleotides long. RefSeq names its product glutamic--pyruvic transaminase (gene gpt). The transcript is spliced from 11 exons. Gene Ontology annotation, molecular function: pyridoxal phosphate binding; L-alanine:2-oxoglutarate transaminase activity. The record is from RefSeq and is a predicted model, not a curated record. Gene Ontology annotation, biological process: biosynthetic process. The coding region runs from base 300 to 1967 and encodes 555 amino acids. NCBI's taxonomy places the organism in Eukaryota, Metazoa, Chordata, Actinopteri, Clupeiformes, Engraulidae.
GUGACGGUGAUAAAUAAAGUUGUGACAUGGUAGGAUGCGCUAAAGGGAGAUAGAUGAAGGCUUUAACUGCACUGGGAGCCAUUCGUUUGUCAGACUAUCGCUCGGACAAUCGCAUCUUGUGAAACUGUAUGAUAUCUAACCUGCAAAGUGCAAAGUUCAGUCUGGUUUGUCAUUUUAAAGUGCUCACCGGACAGUGGUACUCCCACGCGUAACUUUAUUUAGCGACUCUGCUUGGAAGCGUGUUGAAUAACUAAACAAGAGAGAAACAGCAGGUUUAUUCAUUAAGGGUCGCCGUUACAAUGUUGUCAUCAAGAAGUGUUUGGAUUUUCAUCCAGGCAGAAAAGAAGCAAAUAUGUCAUCGCAGCAGCCAGCAUUUUGCAGGACUGAAGAAGUCCACGGACUCUCCCGUAAUGACCCCAUCUCCGCUCUCCUCAUUUUCCCUCAGCAAAUCUCUAUCCGGACUAUCUUCAGCUCGUCGGGGACUAAUACAUCGCAAAAUGUCCGAGAACGGGGUAACUGCUCGGAGGAGCAAGGUGCUGACCAUCGAUACUAUGAAUGCAACAGUGAAGAAAGUUGAAUAUGCGGUCAGGGGACCGAUUGUACAACGCGCCGUGCAAAUAGAGAAAGAGCUCAACGAGGGUGCCAAAAAGCCUUUUACUGAAGUCAUCAAGGCCAACAUUGGUGAUGCCCAUGCCAUGGGCCAACAGCCCAUUACCUUCUUCAGACAGGUCUUGGCCUUGUGCUCCUACCCUGAGCUGCUGAAUGAGAACAGCUUCCCAGAGGACGCUAAAAGCAGGGCCCGUCGCAUUUUGCAGGGAUGUGGAGGAAAGAGCAUUGGAGCCUACAGUGCCAGCCAAGGCAUCGAGGUCAUACGACAGGAUGUGUCUCGCUACAUCGAGCGUCGGGAUGGUGGAGUGCCAUGUGACCCGGACAACAUCUACCUGUCCACCGGAGCCAGCGAUGGCAUUGUGACCAUGCUGAAGCUGUUGGUGGCCGGCGAGGGCCCGAGCCGCACGGGCAUCAUGAUCUCCAUCCCCCAGUACCCGCUGUACUCCGCGGCCCUGGCCGAGCUGGGCGCCGUGCAGGUCAACUACUACCUGAACGAGGCCAAGUGCUGGAGUCUGGACAUCAGCGAGCUGCAGCGCUCCCUAGAUGCGGCCAGGAAGCAUUGCAACCCCCGUGCACUUUGCAUCAUCAACCCAGGCAACCCCACAGGCCAAGUUCAGAGCAGGGAGUGUAUUGAAGAAGUCAUCAAAUUUGCUGCCAGAGAGCGUCUCUUCCUCAUGGCGGAUGAGGUGUACCAGGAUAACGUGUAUGCAGCUGGUUGCCAGUUCCACUCCUUUAAGAAGGUUCUGUUUGAGAUGGGACCAGAGUACUCUGACACUGUGGAGCUGGCCUCCUUCCAUUCCACCUCCAAGUGUUACAUGGGAGAAUGUGGUUUCCGCGGGGGGUACAUGGAGGUGAUCAACAUGGACCCGGAGGUGAAGGCCCAGCUGACUAAGCUGGUGUCAGUGCGCCUGUGCCCCCCCGUCCCUGGCCAGGCCCUCAUGGACCUGGUGGUGAACCCACCACAGCAAGGGGAGCCCUCCUACAACACCUUCAUGAAGGAGCGCAAUGCCACCCUCAGCAACCUGGCAGAGAAGGCCAAGCUGACGGAGCAGAUCUUGAACACUGUGCCAGGCAUCACUUGCAACCCGGUGCAGGGCGCCAUGUACUCAUUCCCCCAGAUCACGUUGCCAGAGCGCGCCAUCAAGGAAGCAAAGGAGAAAGGCCAGGCGCCGGACAUGCUGUACUGUAUGAAGCUGCUGGAGGAGACAGGGAUCUGCCUGGUGCCAGGCAGCGGCUUUGGACAAAGAGAUGGCACCUAUCACUUCAGGAUGACCAUUUUACCUCCAACUGACAAACUGAAGAUCCUUCUCAACAAGUUGAAGGAGUUCCACCAGAAAUUUACCCAGCAGUACUCCUAAUACGAAUUAGGGCUCACUGAGAUCCCCUUUACCGGAUGUUUCCGAUCAUACCCGGCCUUCUUAACUGACAUGACUUGACCUGUCGCAAGUGCCACAAUCAUUAACUCACCAAGUGCCUGGCAGUGGUAAUAGUUGUAAUAAAUGAGUCUAGAUUUCUUAUCAGCCAUUAGCCUUUGGGUGAAUAUGCAUAUGAGGUGGUGUCUUUGUUCAGCAAUGAUAGUCAAAGAUACAUAUUUCUAUUUCUUAACAUAUCAAGACAGAACUGACUGAUUACAUGAAGUAGCAUAGGAAGCCUAUGCCAAGAAUUGCACCAACGUACUUACAAAAGCUUAAGUGUGAGGUGUGUGUGAGUGUGUUUGUUUGUUUGUUUGUUGUGUGUGUAUGUGUGUGUGAGGGAGAGACUUGUGAUGGCAUUCUUUUGGUACUGUGAUGAGGUAUGUGAAGAGUAGCCUCUAUUCCAUGAAGAGAUUAACAGUAGGGCCUAAGCAGAUGGCUGUGGAAGAUAGUGUUAACAUAGAAAAUACUAUUGUGGCAUUAUUUUAUUGUCCAAAUGUGCCUUCUAUAGUCAUUUUGUACAUUUUUGUGAUUAAAAAUGUAUGACUGUA